AUGUCAAAUAUUCCUUCUAAAGCCUUUGCUGGGUUGGAAUCUCUCAAAAAUUUAGACUUAAGUCGAAAUUAUAUUGCGAAACUCCAUCCUGAUUCACUGAAUGGCUUAUCGAAAUUAGAAAGCGUUGAUCUAUCUGAAAAUAGGUUGUUAUAUCUUGACAGUGAUGUGUUUUCAAAUAACCAAAAUAUAUCUCGCCUUAUCUUGUCCCGAAAUCAAUUAACAUUUUUUAAUCAAAAUACCUUUUACCCAAUAAGGUCUUCGCUUCUGUAUAUUGAUUUGUCGUGGAACCAAAUCGCAUGCGAUUGUGAGUUAAGUUGGCUUGUCCGUUGGGUUAUUAGUACACCUACACUUAAGCUUCUUCAAGGGGAUAACACGGUUUGUGGUAUAGCAUCGUUAGAGCCAUUCAGAGACAAACCUUUCCUAGACUUCAAUCCCACUAAACUGUGUGGCUUCAAUGUCAACUUGGUUUGUUUGCCUUUAAUUGUUGUCAUUUCCUUGGUGGCAACCAUUAUUUUAGUAUAUAAUUUUCGAUGGCAAUUACGACGCUGGCUCUUUCUUCUAAAACUGGCCGCAUUGGGUUAUAUAGAGGCGCGAGACCCUCGGGAACAUGAUCAUUACGAGUACGACUUGAAUAUCAUUUUCCACGAAGACGACGAAGCAUGGGUCCGGGAACAUCUCCGAGUGGUCAUAGAAGAACGGCUUCCGCAGUUCCAGAGGAAGGUGUGCGGAGAUGGCGAUCUUGUCGCAGGUAUGUAUUAUUUAGAGGCGAUUGACUAUGCGGUUACCAGGAGUUACAAGACGGUCGUUGUGCUCAGUAGGGCCGCUAUCAAGGAUCGUUGGUUCAUGCUCAAGUUCAGAACGGCUAUUGACCACGUGACGGACACCCAGACUGAGUUUGUCCUUUUGUUAUUCCUGGAAGACAUCCCUGGCGAAGAAUUACCUUUCUUAGUAAGGUUGUGCCUUAGUGAUGGCAGGCCGUACGUACAUUGGCCUGAAGACAUUAGAGGACGGGAAUAUUUUUGUGAUGAAUUGAUCGCAAAAUUGACCAUUAAUCUGAAGACGAAUGAUUUGAUUCCAAAUGAAUGAUAUUCGGAGACCAAUUUCAAUCGGGUGCUUCAAUAAUUCA
Lytechinus variegatus (green sea urchin) is the source of this 1126-nucleotide messenger RNA. Its product is annotated as toll-like receptor 4. Gene Ontology annotation, molecular function: protein binding. Lineage: Eukaryota; Metazoa; Echinodermata; Echinoidea; Temnopleuroida; Toxopneustidae. The coding region runs from base 1 to 1086 and encodes 361 amino acids. The transcript has a single exon. Gene Ontology annotation, biological process: signal transduction. The record is from RefSeq and is a predicted model, not a curated record.